Molecule: messenger RNA, 2473 nt
Organism: Micropterus salmoides (largemouth bass)
Lineage: Eukaryota; Metazoa; Chordata; Actinopteri; Centrarchiformes; Centrarchidae
Gene: abcf2b
Product: ATP-binding cassette, sub-family F (GCN20), member 2b
Exons: 15
Coding region: 146-1972 (608 amino acids)
Molecular function (GO): ATP binding; ATP hydrolysis activity
Source: RefSeq, a predicted model, not a curated record
GGUACAUCCAUGCUCACCGCCCUCUUUGACCAUAUAUGGUCCGUCUGGCGGUUUGGUGCUCGGCUACAUCCACCCGGCGAAAAGUGGACACGAGACGUCGGUGUGCUCCUGAGACCAGUACUUCGUUAUCCAGCCUUGCACAACCAUGCCAUCCGACUUAGCCAAGAAGAAGGCAGCAAAGAAGAAGGAGGCCGCUAAAGCCCGCCAGCGUACCAAAAAGACUGAAGAGGAGGGUGAACAACCAGAGACCCAGCUCAACGGAGCUGAGAGCAAUGGUAUUGCCAGUUUGACAAAGGAGCUGGAUGAAUUUGAGCUAGCAAAAACAGAGGCACGGGCAGUGACAGGCGUUCUGGCCUCACAUCCCAACAGCACUGAUGUCCACAUUAGCAGCCUGUCGCUCACCUUCCAUGGCCAAGAGCUUCUUGCAGACACCAGCCUGGAGCUCAACUCAGGCAGACGCUAUGGGCUCAUUGGCCUUAACGGCACAGGAAAAUCCAUGCUGUUGUCAGCCAUCGGGCAUCGUGAGAUUCCUAUUCCAGAGCACAUCGAUAUUUACCACUUGACCCGGGAGAUGGCCCCCAGCGACAAGACAGCACUGCAGUGUGUCAUGGAGGUGGAUGAACAGAGGAUUAUGCUGGAGAAGGAGGCAGAGAGACUUGCUCAUGAGGACUCCGAGUGUGAGAAGCUUAUGGAGCUGUAUGAGCGUCUGGAGGAGCUGGAUGCAGAUAAGGCAGAGGUGCGAGCCUCUCGAAUCCUCCACGGUUUGGGUUUCACUGCUGCUAUGCAGCAAAAGAAACUGAAGGACUUCAGUGGAGGAUGGAGGAUGCGUGUUGCUCUGGCCAGAGCCCUGUUCAUCAAGCCCUUCAUGCUGUUGCUGGAUGAGCCCACUAACCACUUGGAUCUGGAUGCCUGUGUGUGGUUAGAGGAGGAGCUCAAGUCGUUCAAGCGAAUCCUUGUACUCAUCUCACACUCUCAAGACUUCCUGAAUGGUGUGUGCACCAACAUCAUCCACCUGCAUCAGAGGAAACUGAAAUACUACACGGGUAACUAUGACCAGUAUGUGAAGACCAGAGAGGAGUUGGAAGAGAACCAAAUGAAGCGCUUCAACUGGGAACAGGACCAGAUAACACACAUGAAGAAUUACAUAGCCAGGUUUGGUCACGGCUCUGCAAAGCUGGCACGACAGGCACAGAGCAAAGAGAAGACUCUGCAGAAGAUGGUGGCUUCAGGCUUGACUGAAAAAGUUGUGAAUGACAAGACUCUGUCAUUUUAUUUUCCUCCCUGUGGGAAGAUUCCUCCCCCUGUUAUCAUGGUUCAGAACGUGAGCUUCAAGUACAGUGACAACACACCACACAUAUAUAAAAACCUGGAGUUUGGUAUUGACCUGGAUACAAGAGUGGCUCUGGUGGGGCCCAAUGGAGCAGGGAAAUCCACACUAUUGAAGCUGCUGAUGGGAGAGCUGCUACCCACAGAUGGCAUGAUCCGUAAACAUUCUCACGUGAAGAUCGGCAGAUAUCACCAGCAUCUGACAGAGCAGCUGGAGCUGGACCUGUCUCCUUUGGAGUACAUGAUGAAGUGUUUCCCUGAGAUCAAAGAAAAAGAGGAGAUGAGGAAGAUCAUUGGCCGCUAUGGGCUGACAGGAAAACAGCAGGUCAGUCCGAUCAGGAACUUGUCAGAUGGUCAGAAGUGCCGGGUGUGUUUUGCCUGGCUGGCCUGGCAGAACCCUCACAUGUUGUUCCUUGACGAGCCCACCAAUCACCUGGAUAUUGAGACUAUUGACGCAUUGGCAGACGCCGUCAAUGAGUUUGACGGCGGAAUGAUGCUAGUUAGCCACGACUUCAGGCUGAUUCAACAGGUGGCUCAGGAGAUCUGGGUGUGUGAGAAUCAAACCAUCACAAAGUGGAACCGGGACAUCCUGGCAUACAAGGAGCACUUGAAAUCAAAGAUUGAAAAGCAAGCGCAUGACAUCUAAAAAAAAAAAAAACAUCACGCUCUGAGCCACUCCUUUAUCUUGCAUCAUGGAUUUGACCUGCGUGCUCCUGAGGGGGGGGUGAACAGGAUUUGCAUUGCGGGAAAUGUUCCAAGUAGAACUGAAACAAUCUCUUAUGCAUCUUAUCGGACACGUCUCUUGUACAUUUACUGUAUUUCCAUCUCGGUUUGACAGUGCCACACCGUGCUGACUCCUCCCAUCCCCCCCCCCCCUUCACCUCAGGCUGCACUUUGAUUGGCUGAUUCACCUGAAGCGUCUCGGUGCAUUUUGGAACGCAUUCCGUUGUGCUGUCUUCAUAGAAAAGUUUUAUUUUUCCAAAUGUUCUGUUUUAUCCCCACAUGUAUACAGCAGCUUUUAGGUCAUAUUUUAUGAUAUUUAAAAGUUGACUUUUUUUUUUUUCCCUGUGUAAAAGAGCAGUUCUGCCUUAUUUAACAAUGUAAUGCAAUAAAGGUUUGUCUGAAUAAACAGAACAUAAAAACAGCA